Molecule: messenger RNA, 7923 nt
Organism: Callithrix jacchus (white-tufted-ear marmoset)
Lineage: Eukaryota; Metazoa; Chordata; Mammalia; Primates; Cebidae
Source: RefSeq, a predicted model, not a curated record
UUGGCCAAGUCCCAGUCCUGCCAUCCUGAGGGACUCUGGGGUCAGGUGGAGCUGGCAGGGCAGUCUGCCACUGGCUCCCCAACUGCAGCCACUCUGAGGAGGGUCAGGCUACCAGAAAAUCUGCCCAGCUUUGCUGCCCGUUGGCCAUGGGUGACCUUCCAUCUUUGACCCCCGGAGGGUCCAUAGGACUCCAGGUAAACAGAGGCUCCCAGAGCUCCCUGGAGGGGGCUCCUGCCACUGCACCUGAGCCUCACAGUCUGGGCAUCCUCCAUGCCUCCUACAGCAUCAGCCACCGUGUGGGGCCCUGGUGGGACAUCACAUCUUGCCAGCGACAGUGGACCAGGCAGAUCCUCAAAGACGUCUCCUUGUACGUGGAGAGUGGGCAGAUCAUGUGCAUCCUAGGAAGCUCAGGCUCCGGGAAAACCACGCUGCUGGACGCCAUGUCCGGGAGGCUGCGGCGCACGGGGUCCUUCCUGGGGGAGGUGUAUGUGAACGGCCAGGAGCUGCACCGGGACCAGUUCCAGGACUGCUUCUCCUACGUCCUGCAGAGCGACACCCUGCUGAGCAGCCUCACCGUGCGCGAGACGCUGCGCUACACAGCGCUGCUGGCCAUCCGCUGCGGCAGCCCCAGCUUCUUCCAGAAGAAGGUGGAGGCUGUCAUGGCAGAGCUGAGUCUGAGCCAUGUGGCAGACCGACUGAUUGGCAACUACAAUUUGGGUGGCAUUUCCAUUGGUGAGAGGCGUCGGGUCUCCAUUGCAGCCCAGUUGCUCCAGGAUCCUAAGGUCAUGCUGUUUGAUGAGCCGACCACAGGCCUAGACUGCAUGACGGCUAAUCAGAUUGUCGUCCUCCUGGUGGAACUGGCUCGCAGGAACCGAAUUGUGGUCCUUACCAUUCACCAGCCCCGUUCUGAGCUUUUUCAGCUCUUUGACAAAAUUGCCAUCCUGAGCUUCGGAGAGCUGGUUUUCUGUGGCACACCAGUGGAAAUGCUUGAUUUCUUCAAUGACUGCGGUUACCCUUGUCCUGAACAUUCAAACCCUUUUGACUUCUAUACGGACCUGACGUCAGUGGAUACCCAAAGCAAGGAACGGGAAAUAGAAACCUAUAAGAGAGUCCAGAUGAUAGAAUCUGCCUACAAGAAAUCAGCAAUUUGUCAUAAAACUUUGGAGAAUAUCGAAAGAACGAAACACCUGAAAACAUUACCAAUGGUUCCUUUCAAAACCAAGGAUUCUCCUGGAGUUUUCUCUAAACUGGAUGUUCUCUUGAGGAGAGUGACAAGAAACUUGGUGAGAAAUAAGCUGGCCGUGAUGAUGCGUCUCCUUCAGAAUCUGAUCAUGGGUUUGUUCCUCCUUUUCUUCGUUCUACGGGUCCAGAACAAUGUGCUAAAGGGUGCUAUUCAGGACCGCGUGGGUAUCCUGUACCAGUUUGUGGGUGCCACCCCGUACACAGGCAUGCUCAACGCUGUGAAUCUGUUUCCUGUGCUGCGAGCUGUCAGCGACCAGGAGAGUCAAGAUGGCCUCUACCAGAAGUGGCAGAUGCUGCUGGCCUACGUGCUGCAUGUCCUCCCCUUCAGCGUUGUUGCCACCAUGAUUUUCAGCAGUGUGUGCUACUGGACGCUGGGCUUAUAUCCUGAGGUUGCCAGAUACGGAUAUUUCUCUGCUGCUCUCUUGGCCCCCCACUUAAUUGGUGAAUUUCUAACUCUUGUGCUACUUGGUAUCAUCCAAAACCCAAAUAUAGUCAACAGUGUAGUGGCUCUGCUGUCCAUUGCGGGGGUGCUUAUUGGAUCUGGAUUCCUCAGAUGGAGUCUCGCUGUUACCCAGGCUGGAGUGCAGUGGCGUGAUCUCGGCUCACUGCAACCUCCACCUCCCGGGUUCAAGUGAUUCUUCUGCGUCAGCCUCCCGAGUAGCUGGGAUUAUAGGCAUGCACCAUCACAUUCAGCUAAUUUUUGUAUUUUUAGUAGAGACGGGGUUUCACCAUAUUGGUUAGGCUGGUCUGAAACUCCUGACCUCAUGAUCUGCCCGCCUUGGCCUCCCAAAGUGCUGGGAUUAUAGGUGUGAGCCACUGUAUCCGGACUUGACUUAAAAAUUUUAAAAUCCAAUCAAAAAGCAAAAACAUUACUGAGUAGACAUAAACAUUUAUAUCUACUAUAUAAAAUUAUAUGUGUGUUUAAUUAUUUAACUCUCAGAGCAAUCCAUUUUCAGAUAAGAAAAUGAAGCUCAGACUUGACUUUGCUCAAGUCACACCACUAUGAAAGCUGUGACGCAUGUGACUUCCUGGAGAGAGGCUGACUUAUGAGUCAGAAACUUCCUCUACCACUUGUCACAGUUGCUUUUUUUUUUUUUUGAGACGGAGUUUGCUCUUGUUACCCAGGCUGGAGUGCAAUGGCGCCAUCUCAGCUCACCGCAACCUCUGCCUCCUGGGUUCAGGCAAUUCUCCUGCCUCAGCCUCCCGAGUAGCUGGGAUUACAGGCACGUGCCUCCGUGCCCAGCUAAUUUUUUGUAUUUUUAGUAGAGACGGGGUUUCACCAUGUUGACCAGGAUGGUCUCGAUCUCUUGACCUCGUGAUCCACCCGCCUUGGCCUCCCAAAGUGCUGGGAUUACAGGUUUGAGCCACCGUGCCCGGCCCCACAGUUGCUUUUCUAUCUAAAUUAGUUUCCUCAUUUAUAAAAAAGAGAUCACGAUUUCAGCCCCACCUACCUCAAGAGAUCACGAGAAGCAAAGGAAAUAAUCAAUAUGGAAACACAUUAUAAACUGUAGCGAGUUAUAUGAAGGUGAGAUUAUAAAGCAAAGUGAACUAAGCUUUGAUCAAUCAAGGAGGAUAUUUUUCAUACUAAGACCAUUAUAUUGUAUUUGUCCAUGUUGCUUAAGUGGAUUAUUAACAUUUAUGAGAAGUGCAGAAAUCAAAUCACACCAAGAGUACAGAAUCAGGCCAGCAAUGUACAGACCCAACCUCAGGCAGCAUCUCCUCUGUUGUUAUUAGAAUCACAGUUUCAGUUAAUCUGGUGCCGUUUCAUGCACAGAUGAUCCCCGACUUAUGAUUUUUUGAGAAAGUGAUACCUGUUCUGUAGAAACCGUAUUUUGUUUUUGUGUUUUUGAGACAGUCUCACUCUGUUGCCCAGGCUGAAGUGCAGUGGCUCAGUCUCAGCUCACUGCAACCUCUGCUUCCCAGGUUCAAGCAAAUCUUGUGCCUCAGUCUCCUGAAUAGCUGGGACUAUAGGUGUGUACCACCAUGCCCAGAUAAUUUUGUAUUUUUAGUAGAGACGGGGUUUUGCCAUGUUGGCCAGGCUAGUCUUGAACUUCUGACCUCAAGUGAUUCGCCCAUCUUGGUCUCCCAAAGUGCUGGGAUUACAGGCAUGAGCCACUGCACCCGGCCUAGAAAUCAUAUUUUGAGUAGCCAUACAAUCAUUCUGUAUGUUCAGAACAGGAUUAAUAAACUGCAUUAAAUAUUCACAAAUUUAUUGUAAAACAGGCUUUGUGUUAGAUGAUUUUUCGCAACUGUAGGUUAACGUUAAGUGUUCUGAGCAUAUUUAAGGUUAAGGCUAAGCUGUAAUGUUUGGUAGGCUAGGUGUCUUAAAUGCAUUUUUUAGUUAGUUUGUUUGUUAUUGAGACGGAAUUUCACACAGUCACCCAGGCUGGAGUGCAGUGGCACCAUCUCAGCUCACUGCAACCUCUGCCUCCCAAGUUCAAGUAAUUUUCCUGCCUCAGCCUUCUGAGUAGCGGGCAUCACAGGCACCCAGCAUCACGCCUGGCUAAUUUUUGUAUUUUUAGUAGAGAUGGGAUUUCACUAUAUUGGCCAGGUUGGUCUCAAACUCCUGACCUCAGGUGAUACCCUCGUCUCAGCCUCCCAAAGCUUUGGGAUUACAGGUGUAAGCCGUUGCGCCCGGCAUUAAAUGCAUUUUUAACUUAGAAUAUUUUCAAUUUAUCAUGGAUUUAUCUGGAAGUAACCCCAUCAAAAGAAGCAUUUGUAUUGGGUUUUUAGGAAAAGGAAGUUAAUUGCUCUUUAUUUAUUUAUUUUUUUUUGCUUCUUCUCACUCUGUCACCCAGGCUGGAGUGCAGUGGCACAAUCUCAGCUCACUGCAACCUCCGCCAUUCAGGUUCAAGUGAUUCUCCUGUCUCAGCCUCCUGAAUAGCUGGGAUUACAGUUGCGAACCACCAUGCCUGGCUAAUUUUUUAAUUUUUAAUAGAGAUGAGGUUUUGCCCUGUUGACCAGGCUGAUCACAACCUCCUGACUUCAAGUGAUUUCCCUGCCUUGGCCUCCCAAAUCCCUGCUGGGAUUACGGGCAUGAGCCACUGUGCCUGGCAGUUAAUUGCUCUUAAAACGUAGGCAGUGACCAAGAAUACCAAAUACUCUCAGAUUAGUUGCAAAAUCUUAACAUCCCAAGGCUGCACACAGAUUCCACUCCCAUCACUGAAUUAAAACUCCACUCUUAAAGGCCACAUCAACCUGCUAGUCAUUUCAUUUACCCAUUUUUCUCCCCAGUCAUCAUCUUCCUAGUGAACUGCCUGCGGCAUUUGUGCUGGUGGCUCCCUCCUCUUUCAAACACAAAGGAAACUAGCUUUGCCAUUCUUUCUGCUUACAAAAUCAUGCAAAUUCUCGGGGGAAGAAAUGCACACAAUAUAAAUCUAUAUGCGGAAGAAAGUAAAAGUUACCUGAAGUAUCAGAGCCGAGAGUCAAAUUUUGUUGUAGUCCUUGCUAUAAUUUUGUAUACCUUUUUUUUGAAAUGGAGUUUCGCUCAUUGCCCAGGCUGGAGUGCAAUGGUGCGAUCUCGGCUCACCGCAACCUCUGCCUCCCAGGUUCAAGUGAUUCUCCUGCCUCAGCCUCCUGAGUAGCUGGGAUUGCGGGCGCACACCGCCAUGCCCGGCUACUUUUGUAUUUUCAGUAGAGUUGGGGUUUCUCCAUGUUGGUCAGGCAGGUCUCAAACUCCUGACCUCAGGUGAUCCGCCUGCCUCGGCCUCCCAAAGUGCUGGGUUUACAGGUGUGAGCCACGGUACCUGGCAGAAUUUUAUACAAGUUUUAAUAAAGAUGAAAUCAUCCUGUUGUGUAACAUAUAUGCAUACUUUUUUCCCCCAUUUAACAACAUAAUAUGAAUUAGCUGGGUGUGGUGUCACGUGCCUGUAAUUUCAGUUACUCAGGAGGCUGAGGCAGGAGAAUCACCUGAACCCGGGAGGCAGAGAUGCAGUGAGCGAAAAUUACACCACUGCACUCUAGCCUAGGUGGCAGAAUGAGACUCUGUUUCAAAACCAACAACAACAACAACAACAAAAAAGGACAAACCAACAUAAUGUGGACAAUGUUGUAUCAAUACACCUAGAUCUCUGGUUCCUGCUGCUUCUCCUUUUGUCUGUGCUUUCCACUGAUCCAUUUCUCUGUCACCUGCACAGUCUGUCGUUGUUCCCAAAGUUACAGACGCACUGUCUCUGAAAGCCCCCUUUGUUUUCUCUCUCAGUCUAUCACACGCUACCUCCUGUCACAGUCUUCCUUUAUGGUAACAGAUUAGCCGCCUCUUGAAGGCAGCAGCUGUGUCUUAUUCAUCAUUUUAGACCUUCUCAGCGGCCACCCCGUGGGCUGUGGACCGAUUACACCUGCAAACAUUAUUUGUUGAAUUGAGUGAAUAAGUGAAUGAGUCCUCUGUCUUUGAACUGUAUACACACUGCAUCACUCACCAAAUUAUGUUGGUUUUCUUUUCUGAUAUCAAACUGUAGAUGCAUGUGGAACGUUCUGUGUUUGACUCUGUGUACAGGGAGAAACAAAGGUGCCACAGUUCCUACCUCAAAAAGAUACACUCUAGCCACCAGGCAGCCACCCUUGUGGCCAUCAUCCUACUCCAGGCCUUUGUCAUCUUAAACUUCUGUUGUAGUCUGCUCCUUUUUUAUUUUAUUUAUUGAUUUAUUUUUGCUGUUCUUACUCUGUCCUCAUUCUGGCCAUCCUACUUGCUGGAGUCAGGUUAAUUUUCUCAGAAUGCUGAUUUCAGCCUGACCGUUCUCAUUUAUGGUCUUUCAUCCUCAACUCAUGUCAAGCCCCUACAUGGCUGUUUCUGGCUAUUGUUCCAAGCUCCCCUCCCACUGUUCACACUUCACAUCCUCUGCUGCAGUCUUUCUUGUCCAGUCAGUCCCAUAUGCAGCCCUUGACAUGCCUGUACUCAUACCAUUUCUGCCUUCCUAGAAUUUCCUUCCUCUUCCCCUAAUUCCUUCCCAGAUUCCAAUGUAUCCUUUUCAAUGAGCAACCUCUCAAUGUGGUUAAUUUAAUUUUGUGCUUAGGAAAUUGCCAAUAACUGAAAGUUUGGGGCCACUUGGAAACAGGUGAAAUCAUAAGUACUAAAUACAAGAAUAUCGUGGAUAUAUGGCACACAUGUUUUUAUACUUUCUUGGCACAAAUGGUUCACCAUUAUUUGAGACAAAUAGUCUUACUUUGGGAGGCCAAGGCUACUAUUUGAGACAAAUUUUCACAAAUAGUUCAUUACUCCAAAGGAAGACUGUGACAAGAGGUAGCAUGUGAUAGUGUGUGUAUUUUUAUAGUUGUAAGGAUAUAUUCUGUAUCUCCAACUACAUUAUGAGUUCCUUAGGGAUAGGAUACGUCUUUUGAAGUUCUCAAGCUCCUAGAACUGGUACCUUGCAAACAAAAUUUUAUAUCUUUUAAUUUGCAGAAAAUAUAUAGUGGACUAAGAAGAUCACAGUGUCAGCAUAAAGUCUCACCUGAAAUAGAUUGGAGAGGAGACAAAUUUCAUUUUCACAAUAAAUGUUGGCUCAGUCUCUCCUUCCUUUUUCCUUUAUAUUCUAGGUUAGUUCUAACUUCCUACACUGGUACCUUCAACUGUCUGUUUAAUCACAAAUCUCCUCCUCCAAUUGGUGUGUGUUAGGUCUGUGUUUUCUUGUAUGUUUAUGCCAAUAGUGCUUACCAAAAUAAGUAGACAGUAAUUGAUCAUGAGAGAACUGUUAAAUCAAGGUCUUCACUAUCACAGGCCACCGCACUGUGACUAAAAAUGACAAAGUGCUAUGCUUACUGACUUGGAAGGAUGUCUGAGACAUAUGUUUGGCAGAAAAAGAGUAGGUUAGGAAAGAGCAUGAAGAAUUUAAUUCUAUAUACACCAUGGAAUACUAUGCAGCCAUAAAAAAACCAUGAGUUCAUGUCCUUUGUAGGGACAUGGAUGAAUCUGGAAACCAUCAUUCUCAGCAAACUGACACAAGAACAGAAAAUCAAACAUCGCAUGUUCUCACUCAUAGGCAGGUGUUGAACGAUGAGAACACAUGGACACAGGGAGGGGAGCAUCACACACUGGGGUCUGUUGGGGGGGAAUAGGGGAGGGACAGCGGGGGCAGGGAGACUGGGGAGGGAUAACAUGGGGAGAAAUGCCAGAUAUAGGUGACAGGGGGAUGGAGGCAGCAAACCACAUUGCCAUGUAUGUACCUAUGCAACAAUCCUGCAUGUUCUGCACAUGUACCCCAGAACCUAAAGUGCAAUAAAAUACAUAUAUAUAUAUACAAAGAACUUAUAAUGCAAUGUUUAAAUGAAAAUGGAUAAUAAAUUCAAAACGCAAAUGGGUAUAUGCCAAAUUCUGUAGUAGCUCUAUCCCAAAGGGAUAACAUGUUCAAUAUAAUAUAAACAAAUCAUCCUCUGAAAAAAAGUUUAAUUCUAUUUAUAUAAAACUUUAUAAUUUAAUAUAUAGUUUAUAGUUUUAUAGUUUAAUUCCAUUUAUAUAAAAUAUUAUAUAUAUAACCAAAAUGCUGACAGUAGUUAUUUAUAGGCAAUGGUAUUUCUUUAUAUUUUUCAAUGUUGUUUGAAGGUUUCUUUUUAUAGUGAGCAUAACUUUUAUAAUAAAGACAUAGAAAACUAUAUUCAUGUUGGAAAACAUGACAUAAGGAUUGCCUUUCUUUUCAUUUGGUGGGACUAUUGCCAGAGCCUACUGAAUUUCAUUUUUGUUUUCUUUUC